This is a messenger RNA of Vigna radiata var. radiata (mung bean), 790 nucleotides long. Its product is annotated as neutral ceramidase 2-like. Gene Ontology annotation, cellular component: extracellular region. The record is from RefSeq and is a predicted model, not a curated record. The transcript is spliced from 2 exons. NCBI's taxonomy places the organism in Eukaryota, Viridiplantae, Streptophyta, Magnoliopsida, Fabales, Fabaceae. Bases 1 to 669 code for a protein of 222 amino acids. Gene Ontology annotation, molecular function: N-acylsphingosine amidohydrolase activity. Gene Ontology annotation, biological process: sphingosine biosynthetic process; long-chain fatty acid biosynthetic process; ceramide catabolic process.
AUGCUAACUAGUGAAGAAGAUUUUGAAUUCGAUGACAUUUACAUUGUUAUAGCAGGGUUAUCUAACACCUAUUCACAGUACGUCACUACAUAUGAAGACUACCAGGUGCAGAGAUACGAGGGUGCUUCUACACUAUAUGGUCCACACACACUGAGUGCAUACAUUCAAGAGUUUAAGAAACUUGCAAUGGCCCUCAUCAACGAUGAACAAGUAGAACCUGGACCUCAACCCCCUGAUCUCUUUGAGAAGCAAAUAGGCUUACUUCCACCAGUUGUGGUGGAUGGAAUUCCCCUUGGAGUAAAUUUUGGGGAUGUUUGUGCUGAUGUGCCACAGAACUCAAGCUUCAAAAGUGGUGAGAUGGUGACUGCUUCAUUUUGGUCUGCUUGUCCUCGCAAUGAGCUUAUGACUGAAGGCACCUUUGCACUGUUGGAGUUUCUCCAAGAAAAGGAUGAUUGGAUUCCUGCAUAUGAUGAUGAUGAUUUCUGUCUGCGCUAUAAAUGGUCAAGGCCUUACAAACUGAGUUCAAGGAGUAGAGCAACAUUGGAAUGGAGGAUACCAGAGGGUGUGACUCCUGGUGUAUACAGAUUUAGACAUUUUGGUGCUGCAAAAGGUUUAUUUGGAUCAAUUCAUCACUUUACAGCAUCAUCCAGUGCCUUUGUAGUAACAUAAACUAAAGGGAGGCAUAUUCUUGCUUGCAGCCGUUACUAUAUUUAUGAUUUGUCUUGCUGAACUUUAACAGAAUCCCUUCAAUCCUAAUGACGGUUGAUUCAACUACGAUCACCUUUAUACU